AUGGGUCGCCGGCGGACUGCGAUUCUCCUCUCACUGGUGGCUCUGGUCGUCACUUUCACCCUCCUCCCACAAGCCGAGUCGGGGUCGAAGUUAGUUAAGGGCAAGACGACCGCUUCCACCACUGGAUCCAACGCUCCCGGCGUUCACGUGCGCAUCACCAUCGGCGGAAACACCGGCGGCGGUAGCGGCAGCGGCAGUGGCAGUGGCAGUGGGAGUGGUAGCGGGAGCGGAAGCGGUAGGGGCGGCGGCGUGCGGUCGCGGUCGGCGGGUUCGGGGAGGAAUCCAGGGUUCAUGCGAACGUAUACCGGCAAGAUCCCCAGCUACGCGCCCAAGGCCAUUUCGUACAAGAGCGGCCCGGUGAUGUCCCAACCCCUUGAGGUCUACCUCAUCUGGCACGGCACGUGGCCGUUGUCGCAGAAAACUCCCGUGCAGAAGUUUGUCGAUUCCAUUUCCGACACCACGCUCGCCAACAAGCCCGGCAGCGUCAGCGACUGGUGGAACAUUAACCGCCUCUACAAGGCCGGCGCCACCUACGUCACGCCCACCGUCUCCCGCAGCAACACGGAGAUCAACAUCUUAGCCGCGUCAUCAGCCUCGGGCCAGAAACCCCUGAAGAAAGCUGAGCUGUUGGCUCUUAUCAACUUCCAAAUUCUGUCGGGAUCGCUGCCGCGAAUCAGCAGCGCCGUCUACGUCAUCCUCACUUCGGCUGAGGUGGAUGUCGACGGAUUUGGCAGCGACUUCUGUGCGUUCCACGAUUACAGCGGGAGCAUCAAGUGGAUGUGGGUCGGCAUGCCCGAGAGGUACCUGUCGAGGUGCGCGCAUCAAGCGGCGGCAGGCCUCGAGUACCCCAACGGCGACAGAAUUCUUGACGGGCUGAUUUCCAACUUCGCCCACGUGCUUUCGGAGACGGUGGUUAACCCUAACCUCAACAGCUGGUCGGACGAUAACGGAAACGAAAACAUGGAUCUGUGCCAGGACAUCUGGGGCACCGAAUACCUCACUGAUGACAGCCCCGCUGUACAGUACAACGCUGUGGGUGUAGACGACUACAAAUUCUUCCUGCCUACGAACCUCAAUCCCACCACCGGGUUUUGCAUGAACGGGCUGUCUGUGCUCCCUGGUGUGUGCGGGAAGGAGCUUUUCAACUACCCGUGCGACGCUGGUGGCCUGUAG
Closterium sp. Yama58-4 is the source of this 1173-nucleotide messenger RNA. NCBI's taxonomy places the organism in Eukaryota, Viridiplantae, Streptophyta, Zygnematophyceae, Desmidiales, Closteriaceae. The record is from the annotation of a GenBank genome assembly.